Molecule: messenger RNA, 1607 nt
Organism: Pseudoliparis swirei
Lineage: Eukaryota; Metazoa; Chordata; Actinopteri; Perciformes; Liparidae
Gene: ckmb
Product: creatine kinase, muscle b
Exons: 9
Coding region: 130-1272 (380 amino acids)
Biological process (GO): phosphocreatine biosynthetic process
Molecular function (GO): creatine kinase activity
Source: RefSeq, a predicted model, not a curated record
UAGGUAUAAAUACCUAAACCCAUCAUCUGGCAGAGUUGGGCAACCCUUACAUUCGGUGGACAGGAUCUGAUCCCGGGAUUUUUUUACAUCUUUCUUUUCUCCUAAGCAGGUGGAGUAAGAAUUGCAGCCAUGGCGAAGAACUGUCAUAACGACUACAAAAUGAAGUUCUCUGGGGACGAGGAGUUCCCAGAUCUGUCCCUGCACAACAACCACAUGGCCAAGGUGCUGAACAAGGACAUCUACAACAAGCUGAGGGGAAAGUCCACCCCCAGCGGCUUCACCGUGGAUGACGUCAUCCAGACUGGUGUUGACAACCCUGGUCACCCCUUCAUCAUGACCGUGGGUUGCGUUGCUGGUGAUGAGGAGACCUAUGAGGUCUUCAAGGAUCUGCUGGACCCCAUCAUCUCCAACCGUCAUGGCGGGUACAAGCCCACCGACAAGCACCAGACCGACCUGAACUUCGAGAACCUGAAGGGAGGUGACGAUCUGGACCCCAACUACGUUCUGUCCAGCCGCGUUCGUACCGGACGCAGCAUCAAGGGAUUCACCCUGCCCCCCCACAACAGCCGUGGAGAGCGCAGAGGGAUCGAGAAACUGUCCAUCGAGGCCCUGGCCAGUCUGGAGGGUGAGUUCAAGGGAAAGUACUUCCCCCUGAGCGGCAUGACCGACGCUGAGCAGGAUCUGCUGAUCAAUGAUCACUUCCUUUUCGACAAGCCCGUGUCUACCCUGCUGACCUGCGCCGGAAUGGCCCGUGACUGGCCCGACGGCAGAGGCAUCUGGCACAACGACAACAAGACCUUCCUGGUCUGGGUGAACGAGGAGGAUCAUCUGCGCGUGAUCUCCAUGCAGCUGGGAGGCAACAUGAAGGAGGUCUUCAGACGCUUCUGCGUUGGCCUGCAGAAGAUUGAGGACAUCUUCAAGAAGCACAACCACGGCUUCAUGUGGAACGAGCAUCUGGGCUACAUCCUGACCUGCCCCUCCAACCUGGGAACCGGCCUGCGCGGCGGAGUGCACGUCAAGCUGCCCAAGCUCAGCACACAUGCCAAGUUUGAGGAGAUCCUCACCAGGCUGCGUCUGCAGAAGCGUGGCACAGGUGGUGUGGACACAGCCUCCGUGGGCGGCGUGUUCGACAUCUCCAACGCUGACCGUCUGGGCUCCUCCGAGGUGGCUCAGGUCCAGCUGGUGGUUGACGGUGUCAAGCUGAUGGUUGAGAUGGAGAAGAAGCUCGAGAAGGGAGAGUCCAUCGAUGGCAUGAUCCCCGCCCAGAAGUAAAGUGGACAAGCAAUGACUGGAUGACUGUCUGCGUUUUUUUUUUUUUACAUGAUAAAAAAUAAUCAGGUAGCCUCGUUGUAAAGUUAUUUUGAGCUACUUUCUACUUACUUCUUUCCGUCAAGAAGACACUCCACUUUUCUCUCUGCUUCUUCCUUUCCUGCUGUAUCUUGGGUUCCAAUUUCCUGUCACUGUAAUCACAUCUCUCCCCAUUUUCUCUGCAACAUCCUGGGAUCAAUCCAUGCAUAAUCUGUAAUGGCUAUGCACUGAAAUAAAAUGUUUUUUUUGGUUGGAAAAUUCACCUGGACAAUUAAAUCAUGCCCCAUGUAACAAUCAAA